Messenger RNA from Rosa chinensis, 1263 nucleotides. Its product is annotated as translin-associated protein X. Gene Ontology annotation, cellular component: cytoplasm; nucleus. Bases 47 to 907 code for a protein of 286 amino acids. The transcript is spliced from 8 exons. The record is from RefSeq and is a predicted model, not a curated record. Gene Ontology annotation, molecular function: RNA binding; sequence-specific DNA binding; RNA endonuclease activity. NCBI's taxonomy places the organism in Eukaryota, Viridiplantae, Streptophyta, Magnoliopsida, Rosales, Rosaceae.
GAAAUAGUGUGAUAGGGGCGUAAAACCUUCUGGGAGGGUGAGACAGAUGUUGCAGCGCUACGCAUUAUUGCAGAGGAUUUCAGUGAUGGCUCUCAAACCCCACCGCCUCCAUAACCUCGCCGAUACGACGUCGCUUGGCGUAGCAAAGAGGCCAAGAACAAUGGCCACCGAAUCCUCCUCCUCCUCUAUGAAAGACGCCUUCUCCCAGUACGCCGAUUACCUCAAUAACCAAAAUGAUAAACGUGAAAGAAUCGUCAAAGCGAGUCGGGAUAUCACCAUGAACAGCAAAAAGGUCAUCUUUCAAGUCCACAGAAUGAGCAAGCAUAACAGAGAGGAGGUUCUGCAGAAAGCCGAAAAGGAUUUAGCCGCCGUGACGGAUCAGUUCGUGGCCCGGCUGGUUAAAGAGCUGCAAGGGACUGAUUUUUGGAAGCUAAGAAGAGCAUACUCGCCUGGGAUACAAGAGUACGUUGAAGCUGCAACCUUCUGUAAAUUCUGCAGGACCGGGACUCUUUUGAAUCUUGAUGAGAUGAAUGCUACAUUGCUACCACUCAGCGAUCCCUCUCUCGAGCCUUUGCAGAUCAAUGUCCUUGACUAUCUCCUAGGGCUUGCAGAUUUGACUGGAGAGCUGAUGCGGUUGGCAAUUGGUCGAAUUUCAGAUGGUGAAGUUGAAUUUGCUGAGAACAUAUGCAAGUUUGUGCGUGAAAUUUACAGGGAACUGACCCUAGUUGUCCCCUUUAUGGAUGAUAGUAAUGACAUGAAGACGAAAAUGGAUACAAUGCUUCAAAGUGUAAUGAAGAUAGAGAAUGCUUGUUUCAGUGUUCAUGUCAGAGGAUCAGAGUAUAUGCCUCUACUUGGCUCCGAGGAUCCAACUUCCUUUUUAUUGGCAGUGCCCAGUGUUGAUAUAUGAGGCUUGAUUUCGAGGAGCAAGGAUGGGAGAUGCACUCUUUAGUGGAAAACAUUUUUAGUACACCCUUGUCGCUGACGCACACCCAGCUGACAAGAGAUUGCCACUUGUUUUGAGGAAAAAACACCUUGAUGUUUUCUUUGCAGAGCAGUAAGCUUUUGAAACAGUUUCUCGAAUUUCCUGUAAAUGGAUGACGAUUACUUAGAUUUGAAUAGCUUGGUGAAAACUCAGCCAAAAAGGUGUUAGACAUGAGGUUCACAUUAGAAUGCAGAAGCAGCCUUUUACUGUUAAGCCAAAAUUAAAUCGAAGUAUGUUUAAUUUCUUAUACACUAUCUGUCUGAAUUGAUUACCGUUUUAUA